Meleagris gallopavo (turkey) is the source of this 663-nucleotide messenger RNA. RefSeq names its product glucose-6-phosphatase catalytic subunit 1 (gene G6PC1). Gene Ontology annotation, cellular component: membrane. NCBI's taxonomy places the organism in Eukaryota, Metazoa, Chordata, Aves, Galliformes, Phasianidae. The record is from RefSeq and is a predicted model, not a curated record. Gene Ontology annotation, biological process: glucose 6-phosphate metabolic process; gluconeogenesis. Gene Ontology annotation, molecular function: glucose-6-phosphatase activity.
AUGGGCAAGAAGCAGUCAAGAACACUGAAGUACUGGAUUCUGUGGAUCAUGCUGUGGACGGGGUUCUGGGCCAUUCAGGUCUGUGUCUGUCUGUCCCGCGUUUUCAUCGCUGCCCACUUUCCACAUCAGGUCAUCGCAGGGGUCAUAUCUGGCAUGGCUGUGGCUGAGACCUUCCAGCACAUCCAUUCCAUCUACCAUGCCAGCCUCCACAGGUACCUGGGCAUCACCUUCUUCCUCUUCAGCUUCGCCUUGGGCUUCUACCUGCUACUGCGUGUCCUUGGUGUUGAACUGCUCUGGACACUGGAGAAGGCACAGAAGUGGUGCGCCCAUCCUGAGUGGGUCCACAUCGAUACCACGCCCUUCGCCAGCCUUCUUCGCAACCUGGGCAUCCUCUUUGGGCUGGGGCUGGCUCUGAGUUCCCACAUGUACCUGGAGAGCUGCCGUGGGAAGCAAGGCCACCAGCUGUCCUUCCGCCUAGGCUGUGCUGCCGCCUCGCUGCUGGUCCUGCACCUCUUUGAUGCCUUCAGGCUGCCCUCCCACAUGCAGCUGCUCUUCUAUGUCCUUUCCUUCUGCAAGAGCGCAGCUGUGCCGCUGGCCACUGUCGGCCUCAUCCCCUACUGCAUCUCUCAGUUUCUGGCCACGCAGGACAAGAAGGGUGUCUAG